This is a messenger RNA of Anopheles moucheti, 2050 nucleotides long. RefSeq names its product voltage-dependent anion-selective channel-like. The record is from RefSeq and is a predicted model, not a curated record. Gene Ontology annotation, cellular component: mitochondrial outer membrane. The transcript is spliced from 4 exons. Lineage: Eukaryota; Metazoa; Arthropoda; Insecta; Diptera; Culicidae. Gene Ontology annotation, molecular function: voltage-gated monoatomic anion channel activity. Gene Ontology annotation, biological process: monoatomic anion transmembrane transport. Bases 132 to 1118 code for a protein of 328 amino acids.
GAAAAAAAUUCGACCCGGACCCGUGUGCGUGCCCAUUUCUCCGUGGCAUUUCGCUAAUUUCCGUGCAAGAAAAGGCGAUUUUUCUCGUGUUUCCGUGUUGUAACGUGAAGUAAAACACUCAGUGCAUAAAAAUGGCCCCACCAUCGUACUCCGAUCUCGGCAAACAGGCCCGCGAUGUCUUCAACAAAGGUUACCACUUCGGUCUGUGGAAGCUGGAUGUGAAGACCAAGACCAACUCGGGCGUGGAGUUCAGCACGGCUGGCCACUCGAACCAGGACACCGGCAAGGUGUUCGGUUCGUUGGAAACCAAGUACAAAGUGAAGGAAUACGGGCUGAACUUCUCGGAGAAAUGGAACACAGACAACACGCUCACGUCGGAGGUGUCGGUCGAGAACCAGCUGGUCAAGGGUCUGAAGGUUUCGUUCGAUGGCAUGUUUGUGCCGCAUACCGGGUACGUGCCGCGACUACGAUCAUACAGUUACACCUUGUCUUACAAAUACACAAGGCACAAGCCACCGAAAUACGCUGUGGAACAUCAUCCCCGGAACAGUAGUAGUAGUGGUUCUAACUUUUUCACUUUGUCCUACAGAAGCAAAACCGGUCGCUUCAAGACUGCCUAUUCGCAUGACCGUGUUCGUGUCGAUGCCGACUUCAACGUUGACCUGAGCGGACCGUUGGUCAAUGCGUCCGGUGUCGCUAACUACCAGGGCUGGUUGGCCGGUUACCAGGUUGCAUUUGACUCUCAGAAGUCGAAAAUCACCGCUAACAACUUCGCUCUCGGCUACUCGGCCGGAGACUUUGUUCUGCACACCAACGUUAACGAUGGCCGUGAGUUCGGUGGUCUGAUCUAUCAGCGAUGCAACGAUCGUUUGGAAACGGCCGUUCAGCUGUCCUGGGCCUCGGGCUCGAAUGCCACGAAGUUUGGCAUGGCUGCCAAGUACGACUUGGACAAGGAUGCCUGCGUCCGUGCUAAGGUCAACAACCAGAGCCAGAUCGGUCUCGGCUACCAGCAGAAGCUCCGUGAUGGUAUUACUCUGACAUUGUCCACGCUCGUUGAUGGCAAGAACUUCAACGCUGGCGGCCACAAGAUUGGCGUUGCUCUAGAGCUGGAGGCUUAAGCGAGCGCGCGCGCUUAUGUGUGUGCCGUUUUUGUGUUCUUGCGCCCUUUUCCACCCCCUCUAAAGCCCCGUGCGUAAAACCAGGUGUUGCGGAUACAAUUGAAUGUGGGGCUGCAGUGGGUGUAGUUUGCAAAGUGUUUUAAGAAAUAUUAAACGAUCGAGGGAAUCCUUACCACAUAUAUCUACUACUAAUGCUACAGUUUAAAUAAAUUGAGAACCGCUGGACAUCCAAUCCUAUACAAUACACUCACAGAAAAAGGAACACACAUUAUUUAAGAGAAUGGCACCAUCGAAAACAGCAUCAAGCAGCAGCAGCAGCUAUCGGCAACGAAAGGAGGCUCGAAAUACCUUCCUUCCAAGGAGAAAUGCUAUCAGGAUGCGUUGGUUCAAUGCGAUUAGAGAUGGCCAUGCGCAUCUCAUCUCCCGGCAUUGCGCGGAAAACAAUUCGAAAAAUCUACCAAGACUCCCAUAGGAAAACAAAGAAAAUUGCCUAUAGUUUUCAUGUUUUCAUCCCUAUAAUGCACGUACUUUGCCCGGAAGAUACCGAAGGCUCUCAAUUCACAAACAAGACCGGGAUGAAAAAAGGCACAUUACACACACCACAAUGCACAGUCAGCUGAAGAACGUAUCAUCACUAACAAAGCUGCCGAAAUAGACACUCAAAGUAUAAGAAUAAAGUAAUUUAGUGUUUAGACUAGCCAAUAAACGUCGAUUAACGACCGAGAGGAUAGUGUGGAAUAAAUGCGGGCUACAGCUAAACCUCUAUUUCACAUUCAAUGUAUGGCAUGGUUCCUCAGCUUUAAUGUAUUGCCAAUCCUUGUCGCUCCGCUUGAUAUUUCUCCGGAAGGGAUAUAUUUUCUGUAGCAAAGGAAAUCGGCCCGAACUUGGAAAUUUUGGAUAUAUUGAAUGAAUAAAUAGUUGCAUGUAUGGAA